Candida albicans SC5314 is the source of this 1230-nucleotide messenger RNA. It is a transcript of the gene DRE2, whose product is annotated as electron carrier. Gene Ontology annotation, cellular component: cytoplasm. Gene Ontology annotation, biological process: iron-sulfur cluster assembly. The transcript has a single exon. The coding region runs from base 1 to 1230 and encodes 409 amino acids. The record is from RefSeq and is a predicted model, not a curated record. NCBI's taxonomy places the organism in Eukaryota, Fungi, Ascomycota, Pichiomycetes, Serinales, Debaryomycetaceae. Gene Ontology annotation, molecular function: iron-sulfur cluster binding.
AUGACUUCACUGAUCAAUAUUUUAUUAUUACUUCAUCCAACAGUAGUCACUGAUGCCCAAUUAGUAGAACAAAUCAAACUGAAAAUUUAUCAAUCACAUAAUAACAAUAACAACAACAAUGGUGGCACUACAACGACGACAACAGGAACAGUGAAUAUCAAUCUUAAUCAACAAAUAAUAGAUAGAGUCACUAAAGGGAUCAUUGAAUUACCAUAUGAUUAUUAUGAUGAAAUAAUAUAUAUUAACCCAAAUAAUGAAUCUCAAUAUCGAGAAAUUCCUAUUCUGUUAAUGCAAUUAAUUUAUAAAUUAUUGAAAUCAAAUGGGAAAUUUAAAGGUGAUUUACCAUUAGAUCAAAAUUUAGAUGUUUUAAUGACAGGAUUUAUAAUAGAAGAAGAAGAAAAAGAAAAAGAAAAAGAAGAAAACAAUCUUGAAGGUGAAUUAGUUAAUGUAUGGGUUAAACCAAUACCUGUUGAUGAACCAGUGGUGACAUUAUUGAAAAAGAAAACAACUACUAGUAAUACUACUACCAUAAAAAAAUCAUUGCCGUUAUUUAAAAAACUAAAUAAAGAUGAAAUUAAUAAUUCUGAUAAAGAUAUUAACAAUGAUAAUAUAACUAAUAAUAAUAAUAAUAAUAAUAAUAAAAGAAAAUUGGUGGAGACAAAAUUAACUUAUUUUAGUAGUGAUGAUGAAAAUAGUUCUGAUGGAUCAGUUUUGGAGAAUGAUGACAUUGAUGAUGAUGAUGAACUUAUAGAUGAAAAUGAUUUACUUAACUUUAACAACAACAACAACACAAAUGGUGGGAGUUUAUUAUCUGAUAAAUUAAUUACACCAAGAAAAUGUGAUAUAUCAUUAAAUGGAGGUAAAAAAAGAAAAAAAGCUUGUAAAGAUUGUACUUGUGGAUUAAAAGAAUUGGAAGAAUUAGAAGUAUCAAAUCAACAAAAUUUACAAGAUCAAAUUUUAGGUAAAUUGGCUCAAUCAGCAACUUUAGAAGCUAUAAAAAUUGAAGAAAGAUUAAAACAGCAACAACAACAACAACAACAGAAAGUUAAAGUUAAAUUUACUGAAGAAGAUUUAUCAGAAAUAGAUUUCACCGUACAAGGUAAAACUGGUGGUUGUGGACUGUGUGCUCUUGGUGAUGCAUUUAGAUGUGAUGGAUGUCCUUAUUUAGGAUUACCACCUUUUAAACCUGGUGAAGUUGUUAAAUUAGAUGGAUUUGGUGAAGAUAUCUAA